UCUUCAUCUCUUCCCUUCUUCAACUUCACUCCGACAGUCCGACAGCGUCACCAGCACAACCGCCUCGCACUGUCGCAAUCCGUCCAGUUGCCAACCAGAAAAGACUUCGUAGGCUCGCAGCCCGUCCAAUCUCCGACCACUUCCUCAGUCCGUCCAAAUACAAUCCCAGUCUCCGUCCACACUCCACAGCCAGACCGCAGCCUACAUUGUCACUCCGUGGUUCCGUCCGUUCACCAUUCGUCCACCGGACCACCUAUUAUAGAUUUAUAGCCUCAGCCCUCAGCAGAGUGAAAAUGGCGGCAAAGACUGAGAUGUAGUGAGCAAGCGUCUUUCAGCUCUCCCAUCAGUCACAUGUUAAUGCGAAGAAGAUUGUAUUACUAUAACCCAACCACCACUCUGAGUUUCAGUACAUUCGCUGCAUCCAUCCUUCACAUAGAGGAACAGCACGCUCAUCGUCCCAUCGCAACCAACCCACAGCUCGCCAAAGAAUCCAUCUUUAAAUUCCAAGAUCGCUAUAACUUCAAUCAUGCUUCAAGUCAAAGCAGUGCUUCCAACCGCUUUGGGACGACGGCUUUACCUGAAACACACUCCUCUUUCUCGCCCUUGUUUUCUGGAAAGUACGGUUAUUUAGUCGACAAGUACCGGUUCCUGAGUCCUGUGAAUGACGCAAAACAUCUGCAUUUGGAAAUUGUGAAGAAUGGGUAUAGUCAAGAAUUGUUUUUGUGUAAUUACCUUAUUCAACUGUAUGUGAAAAAUGGUGAUGUGGCUGCUGCACGUGACCUGUUCGACGAGAUGCCUGACAGGAAUGCGAUUACCUGGGCUAGUUUGAUCACAGGGUAUGCUAAGAAUGACAUGCCCAAUGAGGCUUGUGAAAGUCUUCAACAGAUGGUGCGUUCGGGAUUUGUUCCUAACCAUUAUUCUUUUGGUAGUGCUUUAAGGGCUUGUCAAUCUUUAGGGGCUUGUGGGCUUAGGUUGGGGAUGCAAAUUCAUGCUUUGGUUUUGAAGACGUGCUACUUGGUUGAUGAGGUUAUCUGCAAUGUGUUGAUUUCUAUGUACAGGUGUUGUGGUGAUCCUGGGGAAUAUGCUUGGAGUGUAUUUUGUGGUAUAGAAGCUAAGAAUUCAGUGUCUUGGAAUUCUAUAAUUUCCUUUUAUUCUCAAAGAGGAGAUUCUGCUUCUGCUUUCAAGCUUUUCUCCAUUAUGCAAAAUGAGAGUAUGGAAUUUUAUUCUAAACCAACUGAAGACACUUUUGGCAGCUUAAUUUCCACUGCUGCUUCUCAUGGUAAUUGUGGUUUGCUUUUGCUAGAGCAGGUAUUGGGAAGAAUUGAAAAAUCUGGAUUUUUAAAAGACCUGUAUGUGGGCAGUGCUUUAGUUUGUAGUUUUGGAAGGCUUGGCUGUCUUGACACUGCAUUGAAGAUUUUCAAGCAGAUGGGCAUGAGAAACGUAGUUUCUAUGAACGGUCUGAUGGUUGGGCUCAUUCAACUAAAGCGAGGAGAAGACGCUGCUAAGGUUUUUGUUGAGACAAGAGACAUGGUUGAAAUAAAUUAUUCCUCUUUUGUUGUUCUUUUGAGUGCUUUCCCUGAAUUCUCUUUGUUGGAAGAAGGAAAACAAAGAGGUAAAGAAGUACAUGCAUAUGCUCUCCGAACUGGCUUGUAUGAUUCCAAGGUUUCUAUUGGAAAUGGUCUAAUUAAUAUGUAUGCAAAAUGUGGUGCAAUUGAAGAGGCUCGUUCUGUUUUUAACCUCAUGAUUGAUAAGGAUUUAACAUCUUGGAAUUCUUUGAUCUCUGGUCUUGACCGGAACGAGUGUUUUGAAGAUGCAGUCUGGGGUUUCAGAACAAUGAGGAGUAUUGGUAUGAUGCCUUCAAACUUCAAUUUGAUUAGUGCUCUGAGUUCAUGUGGGAGCCUGGGUUGGAUCAGGAUGGGCAGUGGAAUACAUUGUGAAGCAAUUAAAUUGGGACUUGACUUGGAUGUGUCAGUGUCUAAUGCUCUCCUUGCAUUGUAUGCUGAUGUUCGGUUUAUCUGUGAAUGCAGGAAAAUAUUCUCCUUGAUGCCUGAACGUGACCGUGUUUCUUGGAAUUCUAUAAUUGGUGCAUUGAGUGAUUCUGAGGCAUCUAUAUUUGAAUCUAUAGAAUAUUUCAAAGAAAUGAUGCGCGCUGGAUGGAGACUUAACCGAGUUACUUUCAUAAAUGUCCUUUCUGCAGUAUCAUCCCUUUCUCUUCUUGGUCUUGCUAGCCAAAUUCAUGCUCUGGUACUAAAAUACAAUGCAAUCGAUGAUGUAGCUAUUGAAAAUGCAUUUCUUACUUGCUAUGGGAAAUGCGGGCAAAUGGAUGAUUGUGAAAAAAUAUUUUCUAGAAUGUCUGACAGGAGAGAUGAUGUGAGUUGGAACUCUAUGAUCUCUGGGUAUAUACACAAUGAGUUCCUAACGAAGGCCAUGGGUUUAAUCUGGCUUAUGCUGCACAAUGGUCAGAGGUUAGAUUGCUUCACCUUUUCUACUGUUCUGAGUGCAUGUGCCUCAGUUGCAACACUAGAGCGUGGCAUGGAAGUCCACGCGUGUGGGAUUAGAGCUUUUUUGGAAUCAGAUGUUUUUGUUGGGAGUGCCCUGGUUGACAUGUACUCCAAAUGUGGCCGUAUAGAUUAUGCUUCAAGAUUCUUUAAAUUAAUGCCUGAAAGAAAUGUAUAUUCGUGGAACUCAAUGAUAUCUGGUUAUGCAAGGCAUGGACAUGGACAUGAAGCACUAGAGGUUUUCAGAAAAAUGAAGCUGGAAGGCCAACCACCAGAUCAUGUUACUUUUGUUGCUGUCUUGUCAGCUUGUAGCCACAUAGGACUCGUCGAACAAGGAUUUGAUCAUUUUGAAUCUAUGAGCAGAGUGUAUGAUUUGACCCCUCGAAUCGAGCAUUUCUCUUGCAUGGUUGAUCUCCUUGGUCGAGCAGGCGAGCUUGAUAAGAUGGAGGACUUCAUCCAAACAAUGCCAUUAAGGCCUAACGCACUAAUCUGGAGAACUGUUCUGGGGGUAUGCAGUCGAGCUAGUGAUCGCAAAAGAGAUCUAGGUAGGAAGGCUGCGCAAAUGCUUAUGGAGCUGGAACCUCAAAAUGCAGUAAACUAUGUUCUUCUAGCAAAUAUGCACGCGUCUGGUGGGAAGUGGGAAGAUGUUGCUCAGGCCCGACGCUCUAUGAGGGAAGCAACAGCAAGGAAAGAAAAAGGAUGCAGCUGGGUCAGCAUGAGAGAUGGCAUUCACAUUUUUGCUGCUGGCGACAAAUCUCACCCCGAUACAGAUGUAAUCUAUGAAAACCUCAGGGAACUGCACAAAAAGAUGAAGCUUGUAGGGUAUGUACCGCAGAUAAAAUAUGCUUUGUAUGACCUUGAUCUGGAGAACAAGGAAGAACUCCUGAGCUAUCACAGUGAGAGAAUUGCAGUUGCUUUUGUUCUUACACGCAAAUCGGAGAUGCCAAUAAGAAUAAUGAAAAAUCUCAGAAUUUGUGGGGACUGUCAUGAUGCCUUCAAAUACAUAUCACAAAUUGUUGGCAGGCAGAUAAUACUACGAGACUCCAUCAGGUUUCAUCAUUUUGCUGAUGGUAAGUGCUCAUGUAAUGAUUACUGGUGAUUGAUCAAGAGUUGCUUCUAUCAGGAUUCAGGAAGCUGCCAUUGCAGCAUUACUGUGGCACAGGGAUAAGGAGAUUGAGAAGGCCAUUUUGCAAGUAUGGAGACCACACAAAGAUGAUCAGAAGAGUGUUGUAUUCUUAUGAGGGUUUAGACUGUGAAUGAAUGGCUAACACAAGGUAAUGAUCAUAGCCUGAUCAAUUUUUUUGGAUCAACGGGAGGGGCACGGCGAAGCUCAAACUUGGAAAAUAGUGCAGAGUCUCUCCUCAACUCAGAGACUCCCAACCAACCAUCCUCUAAAAUUCGCUAAAGGAUUAUAGGAGGACGAUCUUCCAACACCUGCAAACCUUGAACAUGCUAGAACAAGUUUUUUAUUGGUGGACAGUAGGUUAUAUCGUGUUGAGCCAUUUAAACCUAGAGUUCCAACUCAUGAAAGACUUGUCAGUGAGUUCAACCAGUCAAAUAGUUCUGCUACUCCUACUCAAUUACGGUGGAAGCCUGUGGAUAUCCCAGAAUCACCAACUCAUUUCAUUGAUGGGCUGUACACUGUCUGUGGAGCUGGCAGCUCUUACCUCCGGCAUGGUUUUGCAAUUCACAUGUAUACAGCUAAGAAAUCAAUGGACAACUGUGCAUUCUGCAAUGCUGAUGGGGACUUUUUGAUAGUUCCUCAAAAAGUAAGGUUGUGGAUUACAACUGAAUGUGGUAGUUUGCAAGUCAGCCUUGGUGAAAUAGUAGUUAUUCCUCGAGGAUUUCGCUUUGCUGUUGAUCUGCCGGAUGGAGAAUCAAUCGCGAGGUUAUGUUGGUGAAACUUUUUGAACUCAUUUUCAACUCCCUGAUCUUGGGCCAAUAGGUGCACAUAAAGUUCAAAAUUACUUACGCUCCGUGCAUGUUAAAUCAGAGAUCGUAUGAUAUGCUUUGAUUCUGUUUAUGUGCAAAUGGUCUUGCUGCUCCAAGGGAUUUUCUUGUUCCGGUGGCAUGGUUUGAUGAUAGUUGCCGUCCAGGUUACACCAUUGUACAAAAAUUUGCCGCAAAACAAGAGUUUUCACCAUUCAACGUGGUUGCUUGGCAUGGCAAUUACGCCCCUUACAAGUAUGAUCUAAGCAAGUUCUGCCCUUAUAACACUGUUUUGUUUUAUCACAUUGAUCCAUCAA
Ipomoea nil (Japanese morning glory) is the source of this 4744-nucleotide messenger RNA. RefSeq names its product putative pentatricopeptide repeat-containing protein At5g09950. The record is from RefSeq and is a predicted model, not a curated record. The transcript has 6 exons. Gene Ontology annotation, biological process: RNA modification. NCBI's taxonomy places the organism in Eukaryota, Viridiplantae, Streptophyta, Magnoliopsida, Solanales, Convolvulaceae. The coding region runs from base 352 to 3597 and encodes 1081 amino acids. Gene Ontology annotation, molecular function: protein binding; RNA binding; zinc ion binding.